This is a messenger RNA of Mytilus trossulus (common blue mussel), 542 nucleotides long. RefSeq lists its product as uncharacterized. NCBI's taxonomy places the organism in Eukaryota, Metazoa, Mollusca, Bivalvia, Mytilida, Mytilidae. The transcript has 2 exons. Bases 180 to 542 code for a protein of 120 amino acids. The record is from RefSeq and is a predicted model, not a curated record.
UUGGCUCAACUUUCGUUCAUUGGGGACGAAGUGAUUGUCAGUCGAAAGAUACAGAACUUGUUUACUCAGGUUUUGUUGGAGGAGGACAUUACAAUGAGACUGGAGCAUCACCUGAGUUCGUGUGCUUACCGACUGACCCCAAGCUAAGAGAAACAACAGGAGGGUAUGAUUAUGGUAGAAUGUACGGAGCAGAAUACGGUACAAACUUCUGGGGACAACAUCCUAACCCUUUUAACAACGAACUACCAUGUGCCGUUUGUAGAAGCCAGCGUACGUCCACUACCAUAAUGAUCCCAGGAAAGGACACUUGUCAGACUGGAUGGAAAAUUAAAUACCAUGGAUACUUAGGAUCCAGUCACCAUUCUUAUACUUCCGGAUCAAUGUAUAUAUGUGUUGAUAUAAAUCAUCAAAGUGUACCGGGAGGAGGGAGUAGAAAUGAUGGCGGUAAACGUGUGUUCAAUGUAGUCGCAGAAUGUGGAUCGCUACAGUGUCCUCCGUAUACAAAUGGUGACUCAUUUUCGUGUGUUGUUUGUUCAAAAUAA